Molecule: messenger RNA, 2695 nt
Organism: Salarias fasciatus (jewelled blenny)
Lineage: Eukaryota; Metazoa; Chordata; Actinopteri; Blenniiformes; Blenniidae
Gene: ppm1nb
Product: protein phosphatase, Mg2+/Mn2+ dependent, 1Nb (putative)
Exons: 6
Coding region: 438-1730 (430 amino acids)
Biological process (GO): protein dephosphorylation
Molecular function (GO): protein serine/threonine phosphatase activity; magnesium ion binding; manganese ion binding
Source: RefSeq, a predicted model, not a curated record
CCCGGGAUUGGUGCACACAAAUAGCCGGCCAAUCACAGCAGAUGCAGGGAAAAUAACAAGGCGAAAAGGAGAGCUGGAGAAAGAGGGAAGAGCUAUGAAAAAGCGAGGGAGAAGGUGAAAUCACAGCAGCACAGAGGAGAAGACUAGACGAGGGAGGAAGAGGAAGAAUGAGCGGAGGAGGGAACGCCGAUCAGUGAAGUCUCCAGAGAGGGAGAGCCGAGGAGAGGAGGGAGAUGAGCAGGGAGAGGGGGGAAGGCAGCCAGCGCAGAGAACAUCCAUCAGCUCAGGCAGCCAUGCUCUGAGCCCUGGAGCGGCAGGGCUACGCAGACGCUGCACGGGCCCAUCACCAGGCCUGCGCCUCACACCUCCGUCCCAGCCGCAAACACCAGGCCAGGGACAAAGGAAGAUUCUCCAAGUGUCAGCCGCACGUCAGAGCCAUGAGGACGGCCCGGAAGGGGAGCGUGGAGAUGCCCGCGUUCGUCCGGCAGCUGGUGAAGGAAACGGAGAAGAGGGUCAGCUCUUUCUUCAAGGGGGGGCGUGGGGGAGCGGCAGAGGGGGAGACACCGGGGAGGGGGGAGAAGGAGGAGGUCAUCCCCAGCCCCUACCUGGACCGGCCGGUGCUGGACAAGCUGACGGAGGAGGGCUGCGCCCGCUGGGGCCUCACCUACGCCCUGGGGAGUAUGCAGGGAUGGAGGGCCAACAUGGAGGACUUCCACAACUGCGUGCCACAGCUGGGCGGAGAGCUGGCCGACUGGAGCUUCUUCGCCGUGUUUGACGGACACGCAGGCAGCACCGUGGCACAGUACUGCUCCCAGCACCUCCUGGGUCACAUCCUGGCUACAGGUGGAAUGGGACCCGAGGACGACCCCGGGAAGGUGAAAGGAGCCAUCACGGAAGGUUUCUUCCAGACCGACAAGCACCUGCACUCCGUGGCUCGCCGAGAGGGCUGGGAGAGGGGCGGCACCACGGUGGUGGCCACCCUCAUCUCGCCGUAUUACAUCUACUUCGCCAACUGCGGCGACUCCAGGGCCAUGCUGUGCCGCUCCGGCCAGGUCUGCUUCUCCACCGAGGACCACAAACCCUACAGCCCUCUGGAGAAGGAGCGGAUCGAGAGCGCAGGCGGCACCGUGUCCCUCCAACGGAUCAACGGCUCCCUGGCGGUGUCCCGCGCCCUGGGCGACUUCAGCUACAAGGGGGCGGAGAACCGCAGCCCGAGCCAGCAGAUGGUGUCUCCGGAGCCGGAAGUGUUCGUGGUGGAGCGCUCGCCGGCGGAUGAGUUUCUGGUGCUGGCCUGCGACGGGGUGUGGGACACCAUCAGCAACGAAGAUCUGUGCGCCUUCAUCCACAACCGGCUGCAAGUCUGCACCGACCUGAGAGACGUCUGCAACCAAGUCAUUGACCUCUGUCUCUACAAGGGCAGCUUGGACAACAUCAGCAUCAUCCUGCUGUGCUUCCCUGGAGCCCCCCAGCUGUCUGCAGAGGCACUGCACCAGGAGGCCGAGCUGGAGGACCUGCUGGAGUCCAAAGUAGCAGAGAUUUUUGAAGAGCUGUGUGCCAGAGGAGAGGAGCCUGACCUGCUCUCUGUCCUCACAGUCCUCGCAUCCACUGUCAUCCCGGGUUUGCCUCCGGGCGGAGGCAUACAGAGCAAGAGAAACUGUAUUAUUUCUGCUUACUACCAACAACGAGAGAUUCACAUGCCCACAGUACCAGAUGAUUUGGGAGGCUCCUAGAGGCCCAAACGAACCCCGUGUCCAGGGAUCCAGGGAGGAACUGAAAUCAAUGUGAAUAUUUCCUCAAUCAACAAAAAGGGAGAUGACAAACAGGCAGAAGUGUUUGUUUACAUCGUAUUAAAAAGCAGCAACUUGUCGUAACAAAUGCAAUGCAAAAAUAGAUCUAAUAAUACCUGAUACUUUAUAUUUGUACAAGAAGGAUAUUUUGUAAAAAAGGAAAAAAACAAAACAAAGCCUACUCAGAGACUCAGACCCAGCAACAAACCUCUGCCUCUUAUUCAGUGAACAGAAAGUACAGAUUCAAGUGUCGGCCUGUAAAACUGAAUAACAACCAACUGUGAAACUGUACAUUUUUUGUUGGAUAAACCAUUAGUACACGUAGAGUUGUAUUUUAGGAGUAACGUUUUAAGAAUAGAUAUAAAGAAGUAAUUAUUUAAGGAAUUUAUGUUUGCCUUUUCUUCUUUGGGAAGGAAAAAAAUGUGUUGAAACAUUGUUUUUGCCAGCCAAAAGCUAGCAUGCAGCUAACAUAUAUCCAGCUGUCUCAGUGUGAAUAACCUUGCAGUUUUUAAUGGGAACACACAAAUUUACCUUCCUUCCUCAUUGCUUGGAAGUGACGGACAAACACACGAUUCAAGAUUUAUUUCUAAACGCAUCAAGAAAAAAAUACAUUUCACUAUUAGAUACAACAAUUAAAGAUCUCUUUGAAGAAGUGUUUCCUCUUUGCAUAUUUUUAAGCAUUCUUUAGAUAAGAACUCCUUAGUGGGAGUAUUGUUUGAGUGUGAAAAGGAAAUCAAGAAGUACCCAAAAAAAACAAAAAACAAUGAAUCUGAUCUUAUAUAAUUAGGUUCUAUAUUCGUACAUCAUUUUGUGUCUGUGAAAUGUAUUUUUUCCAUGAACUGGGUAUUAUGUACUGUGCUGCCUUAUAAAUAUUUUAUAUAGGUGUAAAAACAAAGCGUCAGAACGGG